UUAAUAUCCUCCUGGGACCCAGCGUCCAUUUAAAUGGACAUGCAGUUUUAUACUUCCAGUUUCGUUAAUUUAAUAUUUACGCAGCGUAGACCUCGCAUCCACUACGUUGGACACUUCCGUGCUGCCGCCUAGUCCGAUUCGGCCGACUCUUAGUCUCGCACCUGCGCCGUGAAUCAGUAAGUUUGUUUUCUGUUGUGAUGGCGGCUGCACGUGAUUCUCGUUUAGAUGGUAUGUAACCUAUUUUUAACAUUAUGUGCUGAUUUAGGAGGAAAUAUAUAUUCGUUAAUGUUUAAUAGAUACAUUUAAACAGCUUUAUAAUAAUAAAAAUUUUAAAUAACUUUUGUACUAGCCUAAAUUAUUUGCGUCCAUUUAAAUGGACAUUGGGUCUAUCUCAUGAAUAUUUUUGAUUUAUUCGGAAAAUUAUUUUAGCAAUUUUUGGCAAUAAACGAGUGCUUCGGCCAGGGGAAGAUGACGAAAAAUUGAGCAAAUACUACAACUCAUUGCAAACGAUGAUUCUGACGUUGAAAUGUCUGAUGAUGAAAAUGAAAUUGAAAAUAUGGAUAAUUUAGUACAGAGAGAGGACGAAAUAAAUGAUGAAGACCUGCGACAGUUUUGGAGAAGGAAUGAUACUUUUACACCUCCAAAUUUUGAAGGUCCGUCUAGUGAAUGCAGCGCACAGCUUCGCGAUGGUUGGACUGCAAAAUCGUAUUUUGCCAUGUACUUAGAAGAUGACAUGUUCCAAAAAGUAUGUGAUUGCACAAAUGCAAGGUAUGUUGAACUUAAAGGUGUAUCCCUUAGAUUGACACUUAAUGAGAUUAAACAUUUCUUUGGGAUAAUUUGUUUAAUGUCCUGCCUAAAAUAUCCUAGAAUCAGAAUGUACUGGGCCAAACCCACGAGGGUUGCAGCUAUUGCGGAUGUUAUGACUCGAGAUAGGUUUUUUCUAUAA
Molecule: messenger RNA, 946 nt
Organism: Acanthoscelides obtectus
Lineage: Eukaryota; Metazoa; Arthropoda; Insecta; Coleoptera; Chrysomelidae
Source: the annotation of a GenBank genome assembly